UAUUUAGUGCAAAAAAAAGAGAUGGAUUGGGGGAAAAAAACUGUUUCUCUGUGUGGUUGAAACAUGACACUUUCUGGGCUGUAGUUUCUGUGAGCUGAAAGGGUGAGCAGAUAGAAAGCUGGGUGUCAGUGCCCACCUUCACUCCCAAGGUGAACGUCCCUCUAGACUGCUGCUUGACUGGCUGGGAACUUUAACUUUGAGAAGUUCUGCAGUUACUUGGCGAUCAUGAACAUCCUACAAGUCCUGGGUCUCCUCCAGCUGUUGGCUGUACCUGCUUUUACUCUGACACAGCCAAGGAGUGACUACUGGGGAGAAUAUGGAGCCUAUGGGCCCUGCAGCCGCUCCUGCGGCACAGGAGUGGCAAUGAGAAGCAGGAAAUGUAUCACCUCAAGGACAGAUGGAGGUCAUAACUGCUUAGGAUCCUCCAAAUCCUAUCUCACCUGUAAUACACAGGCAUGUCCAGUUGGAUCCAGAGACUUCAGAGAGGAGCAGUGCUCCCAGUUUGACAGAACUGACUUUCAGAGUAAACAGCACUCCUGGGUGCCUUAUUAUGGAGCAACAAAUCCCUGUGAGCUCCAAUGUGUCCCAAGAGGAGCAAACUUUUUCUACCGGCACAGACCUGCAGUUGUGGAUGGGACACCAUGCUACGUGGGCCGCACUGACAUCUGUGUGGACGGCGUCUGCAGGGUGCUGGUCCAUGGAGAGUUUAUGGGCUUGGAUGAAGACACUAACUCAGUGCACUCUGCUACCCCUGUUGCUCCUCACCCAAGGGACACACUCUCAUACCACUACAAAACUGGUGUGUAUGGCGAGUGCUCUGCCGCCUGCGGUGGGGGCAUGCAGUACCGGAGUUUGGAGUGUUGGGUUCAGGAUCGAUCCAACCCCCGUGUGGUGGAAGAAUCUUACUGCAUCACCCAACGCCUGCAGAGGCCACAGAGCCAGCAGGCCUGCAACAUGCAGGCCUGUGCUGCUGAGUACAGCGUCUCCAGCUACAGUGUGUGCUCCGUGACUUGUGGGGAAGGCCAGCAGACAAGGGAGGUGUUCUGUGUGGGGUCAAGAGGUGAACGUCUCUCUGAGAGCGCCUGUAGUGGAGCAGCAAGACCUGCAUCUGCCAGGGCCUGCCGCAGACCCGCCUGUCACACGCACAUCACCUGGCACGUGACCGACUAUGGACUGUGCACUAGAAGCUGUGGUGGUGGUGUGAGGGAGAGGAGAGUGGACUGUUUUGAUACAGACUUGAACCCCUACCCAGAGGCCCGCUGUGGGGUAGCUAGCAGACCUGUCUCUGUGGAGUCAUGCAAUUCACAGGCCUGCCCCGGUGCACAGAUGGUUCCCAGUGUGCAGGACCCAAGAGCACAUGAGACCACUAUUAGAGGUUUUGUGCCCCAUGUUCCUGGAGAACCCUACGCUUCCAGGCCAAACACAAACAUUGCCUUUGAGCCUCAGCCUGCUGUGAUUAGUCCUUACUGUGGGCAGUCAUUCCAUGGCUGCUGUCCUGACGGUCACACCUCCGCCACAGGGCCCCAUGGCGAGGGCUGCUCCCAAGAUGACUGUGUCCGCAGCAGAUUUGGGUGUUGUUUGGAUGGUGUGACUCAAGCUCAAGGAUUUGGAAGAGCUGGAUGUCCUGAGUACCAGACACCAAUGCAGUAUCCAUCUGCUCCUGUCCCCCCAUCCACUGGUAAUACGUGCCUUCUUCCUCGUGAUGAAGGCCCCUGUGACACAUGGAAGGUCCGUUUCUACUAUGACUCAACGAUGGGUAAAUGUACUGAGUUCUGGUUUGGAAGCUGCCAGGGCAAUGGCAACAACUUCAUGAACCUGGAAGCAUGCCAGAGAGAGUGUGGGAGCACAGUGAGGGAGACCCCACCCUCACCUCGCAGAGCGACCCCCAGGAGAGGGCCACCCAGGGAUGCCCUGAGGGCAAGAGCAUAACCAUGUCAUUCUUUAUAGCCUACAAAUCAUAAAAAAAUAAUAGAGUGCCAUCUCUAUGAAGUUAGAUUUUUGUACACAUAUGAUAUGUUCAUACAUGAGGACACACAGUAACAUGUAAUGAAAAACUUUCCAUGUACCUUUUCAUUAAAACAUAGGAAUUUACAUCAAAGAGGAUGUAGACCACCUCACAUUUUACCUGACAGCUCAUGGUUCUGUCUUUGAUCCUGGUUUUAGUAUCUUUUUGAUCCCUCUUUUGUUUUAUUUUUGAUGCUUGGUUUAUUCGUUUAUGUUUGAUCUGAUUAAUCAGGGUCAAAAUAAAAUAUUACCAGAGUUAUUGUUCAAGCAAAUUCA
Messenger RNA from Notolabrus celidotus (New Zealand spotty), 2280 nucleotides. It is a transcript of the gene paplnb, whose product is annotated as papilin b, proteoglycan-like sulfated glycoprotein. Lineage: Eukaryota; Metazoa; Chordata; Actinopteri; Labriformes; Labridae. Gene Ontology annotation, molecular function: metalloendopeptidase activity; serine-type endopeptidase inhibitor activity. Gene Ontology annotation, biological process: extracellular matrix organization. The record is from RefSeq and is a predicted model, not a curated record. Gene Ontology annotation, cellular component: extracellular matrix. Bases 226 to 1929 code for a protein of 567 amino acids. The transcript is spliced from 13 exons.